CGCCGCGGCCGAAGCCUCAUUGCUUCUGCGCGGUCUCCGCGCGGUUCCGGGGUCCAGAUUUUGGUUCUUUUUUUCCAAAGAAACAGAGCCUCGGAGCCGGAGCGACCGCCCCCCAAACCCACAGGACAAACCCCUGGUCUCGAGUCAUUGGCAAAAUCCCCAAUUUUUCCGGCAAGGGGGUGAUCGAGGCGACAUUUAGGGCUGGGAAGGGUGGGUGGUGCCGGUUCCGGUCCAGUGCUGCAGGCGAGGACGUUCCAGCUCAGAGGCGUGGACUGUCUCGCUAUUGUGGCUGCGCUGGCGCGGGAUUCGAACCCGUGCUGAGCCCAACUCUGAACCCUGAGGUCUCGUGGAGCUAAAAUGACCCACUCUUUGGUUUGUGCAGACACCGUGAGCAGGGUGAGUUCGGUUCUGAAUCGCAACACCCGGCAGUUUGGAAAGAAGCACCUGUUCGACCAGGACGAGGAGACGUGCUGGAACUCGGACCAGGGCCCCUCCCAGUGGGUGAUACUAGAGUUCCCCCAGCGCAUCCGUGUCUCCCAGCUGCAGAUCCAGUUCCAGGGGGGUUUCUCCAGUCGCCGGGGCUGCCUAGAAGGUUCUCAGAGGAGUGAGGCUCUCAAUAAGAUUGUGGACUUCUACCCUGAAGACAACAACUCCAUUCAGACCUUUCCUGUACCGGCUGCUGAAGUGGACCAGCUGAAGGUAACAUUUGAGGACCUGACUGACUUCUUUGGCCGCGUGGUCAUCUACCACCUGAGAGUGCUGGGGGAGAAGGUGUGAGGCCACUGGGCAGCCGCCGCCUCCAGGAAACCCUCAUGGCAGCACAGCACAGUCCUUCAAGUUCUGCACAGGUUUAUUGAUUUCUGCUGGGAAGGAUCCCUCCCACCAUCUGUCCAGGAGCUGCCUUUGAAGCCAGUUCUGGGUUCCCCCAACUCUGGGUCGACCGCUUUGUUCCCUGAGAGUCUGAGUCCCUGUGGGGUGGGUGGCCUUCACUCAGGAUCGUCGGGCACCAGGUUAUUCUGGAAGAGCUUGAGGAUGUGGUUCUCGAUCACCUGUUGCACUGGAAACAGGACAAGGAAAACGUGGGCCAUGAACGGAACUGGGACCACAGAGAAACACGCGCACCUGCACCCUGCCUUCCCCUGGGGUUACUACCUUGAGAACUACACCCUUCCCUCUGGGGACGAACAGGGGCCUCCCCGCACUGGGACAUGGAUUUCGUACAUAGGUAAAUCCACACCCCUCCCAGGACACAUCUGGGGAGACUGAGGCCCCUGUCCCAGGAACCUCCGUUUCCCCUAAGUUUAUAAAAAUGUUUUUGGAGGCAUUUCAGAGUUAUGAAAAUAUUCCUUGCAAAACAAAA
Molecule: messenger RNA, 1360 nt
Organism: Myotis lucifugus (little brown bat)
Lineage: Eukaryota; Metazoa; Chordata; Mammalia; Chiroptera; Vespertilionidae
Gene: NR2C2AP
Product: nuclear receptor 2C2 associated protein
Exons: 5
Coding region: 358-777 (139 amino acids)
Source: RefSeq, a predicted model, not a curated record